Molecule: messenger RNA, 1747 nt
Organism: Sorghum bicolor (sorghum)
Lineage: Eukaryota; Viridiplantae; Streptophyta; Magnoliopsida; Poales; Poaceae
Product: cytochrome b561 and DOMON domain-containing protein At3g61750
Exons: 4
Coding region: 355-1467 (370 amino acids)
Source: RefSeq, a predicted model, not a curated record
GAAGACAAGGUUAGCUCAACCCAAGAAAGCUCCACUAGAGCAGUGCGUGCACGGUGCAGGUGCACACACAUGGAUCCCUUUUGACUGUUCGUUCUAGAUCUAGCGAUUAGCGACACUUGCUCGCAGGAGAUUCUCGCAAGAACAGCUCACCGGCAGUAGCAACAUGCCAAUAUCAUAAGCACAAUCGCAAGCAGCAUCCAGGUCGCAGCUGCCCACCCGGACACCAGCACGUACCCACAACUCCCAAGCUAGCAGCGGUGGUUGGCACGUCGCAGUUGAUACGGAGGCGUAGCCGCGUAGCUGUACUGGUUCUCGCGUGUCGGCGUCGACGGCCGUCUCCCUCCCUCGGCGAAGAUGGCCAUGGGGCGCGCGUCCGCCGCCACGCUGCUCGUCGCGCUCGCCGUCCUCGCUCUGGCGGUGAUGGCGCAGGCGACCUGCGACGACGAGCUGCCGGCUCAGCUUGCCGGCAACUUCUCGGGGCUCGCCUGCGCCCCCGUCUGGAACAACUUCGUGCUCCGGUACGCGCAGGGCAAGGACAACGUGCUGCGGGUGGUGCUGUCGACCAUGUACAGCACAGGGUGGGUGGGGAUGGGGUUCUCCAAGAACGGCCUCAUGGUGGGCUCGAGCGCCAUGGUGGGGUGGAUGGGCAAGACAGGCGUCCCGCACAUCAAGCCCUUCUCGCUGGAGGGCAAGACCCCCUCCAAGGUGGUGGCGGACCAGGGCUUCCUCGCCUCCAGCGACCACCACAAGCCCACCGUGCUCGUGCAGCAGGCCAAGAUCUACCUCGCCUUCCAGCUCAGCUUCACCGAGCCGCUCAAGAGCCAGAACGUGCUCUUCGCCAUUGGCUCCGCCAUCCCCGUCAACGACCACCUCUCCGAGCACCAGGACAAGACCGCCAUCGUGUUUGAUUUCACCACAGGCAGCGCUUCAAGCUCAUCAUCCUUCCCGGACGGUCUGAAAAGGACCCAUGGGGCGCUCAACUUGUUCGCGUGGGGUGUGCUCCUGCCAAUUGGUGCCAUUGUUGCAAGGUACUGCAGGAGAUGGGACCCCCUCUGGUUCUACCUCCAUGCCGGUAUCCAGUUCGUGGGAUUCAUCCUGGGUCUGGCCGGCGUUGUGGCUGGAGUAUCAUUGUACAACAAGAUCCAAGCCGACGUCCCGGCCCAUAGGGGCCUUGGCAUAUUUGUGCUUGUGCUAGGCAUUUUGCAGAUCCUGGCAAUUUUCCUGAGGCCCAAUAAGGACUCCAAGUACCGCAAGUUCUGGAACUGGUACCACCACUGGGUCGGCAGGCUCGCCCUCUUCUUUGCAGCCAUCAACAUUGUGCUCGGGAUCAAGGUCGGCGGCGCAGGCAACUCUUGGAAGAUCGGCUACGGUUUCAACCUGGCCAUCCUUCUGAUCACCAUCAUCACGCUGGAAGUCCUGCUCUGGACAAGGUGGAAAAACAACAGCGGUUCCACGGGGGCAUAUUAGCAGCGACUUACCGAUUUAUUUAGGUGUUCGUGAUGGUCACUGAAGGAGAUCCAUAUUCUUCUUUCAAUGUUUUCAAGUGUAAUGUUCGCGUGUGCUGCAGGAUCUGUUUUAUAGCGGCAAAGAUCUGCAAGCAAGACGAGUAUGCGUGAUGCGUUUUGGUGUUUGUUAGAACUGGUCAGAAAAGCUUGAUAGGAUGUGCGACGGGCUUGCCGUUCCGUUGCCUUUUGUACUGCACGGAGUGGAGUUGGAAUGAUGAUUUCCGCAUUUCCCUUGGUGUGUA